AUGGAGAGUCCACAGAAGAGAUCGUCCUCCAAACUUCAUACGCCAGACGCACCGGAGUCUCCUAAUCACCCAGAAGAUUCACAGGAGACACAGAUCCUCAAUCCCAACCUCAUCAACACUGAGCCUCAAGGCACUCGGACGCAAGUCAGAACCCCCGAGCCUCAGACCAGGAGUGGAAGCGCCGGUCCAGAGGCACUUUUCACCAGCCCCGGCCAAAUUCCUGAUUUCGACUGGGACGACUUCAGGUCACAGUACGAACAGGCGCUCGCCAAGGCCAACGACAAAGAGUUGGAGCUGCUUCGCGAGUUUGACGGACUGGUCAGGUAUUUUAACGUAUGGGCUGCCGCGGCGUCUGCGCAUGACAACGAACGUGCUGUGAAGCGACUGCAGACACGUCAACGAUACGUCCAGAUUGGCGAGGAGAAUCUGGCACAUAGGAAGCAACAUUUGGCGGAAGUAAUCGCCACCGAGUUUAACAAUGAUGUCCAGGAUGACUUGGAGGCGUUUCAUCACAAACACUUCUCUGAGACCGCCUUGUCGCAUUUCGCAACGCAAUUCCUAUCGGCGGAGGAUCAUGACGGCGCCGAAGAAGCCGACUAUGACGAUGGACUCGGCUAUUAUCCUGAUGGAGUAAAGCGAACUCUCACCGAUGAGCAGAUAGAAAUCUUUAGGCACUCGGAAUUGGAGGCCGAACGCAGAAAGGCAGAGAAGGUCCGGAAUAGAGAGGACGGCGAGAUUGACGACGACCAAGCCACGGCUCUCACAGAGAUCACAUCGCUACCAAGCCUCGAGACGGAUGCCAAAACGAAAAAGAAAAAGAAAAAGAAAGGAGGCAAAGGCAAAAAUCGUCGACAAGAGGUCAAGCCCGACUUGCGCAAGAGGACAUGGGAUGUCGUCGAUGUUGGCAUGUAUAACCUCGAUUACGAUGGAGAAGCUGGCUCGGCAUCUCAUGAAGGAAAUCUAGCGAAACGGCGCCAGGUAUGUUAUGAAGAGGAUUGA
Molecule: messenger RNA, 999 nt
Organism: Pyricularia oryzae 70-15
Lineage: Eukaryota; Fungi; Ascomycota; Sordariomycetes; Magnaporthales; Pyriculariaceae
Exons: 3
Coding region: 1-999 (332 amino acids)
Source: RefSeq, a predicted model, not a curated record